Mesocestoides corti is the source of this 966-nucleotide messenger RNA. The record is from the annotation of a GenBank genome assembly. Lineage: Eukaryota; Metazoa; Platyhelminthes; Cestoda; Cyclophyllidea; Mesocestoididae.
AUGCCACUCACUUGCCGUUUCUACGAAAACGAAUUCCCAGCGGAGAAUGAUGUUGUUGUGGCAGUCGUAACUUCAAUUGCAGACGGUGGAAGCUAUGUUGUUCUUCCUGAGUAUGAUAAUGCGGCUGGUAUGAUACUGCAUAGUGAAUUAUCAAGACGUCGUAUUCGAUCUAUUAACAAACAUAUUCGUGUUGGUCGCAGCGAUAUUGUUCUUGUUAUUCGCGUUGACCCGGAAAAGCGAUAUAUUGACUUGUCAAAGCGUCUUGUGCCAAUUGAGGACGUUUGCGUUUGUCAGGAACGCUAUGCAAAGGCAAAAGUUAAUCAAAUUGUCCGUCAUGCUGCGGAAAAAUUAGGUUACACCGAGAAAGAGCAAUUAAAGGAUCUCUGUGCCAAAACUGUGUGGUUUUUCGACAAGAAAUAUGCAAAUUCUGGUGGCUCCUACGAGGCUUUCAGACGGGCUGUUCAAAAUCCCAGCGUUUUGGAUGCUUGCGACAUCGACGAAAAGACCAAAGAGAUGCUUCUGCAAGAUAUCCGUCAUCGAUUGAUGCCCCAGGCCGUGAAGCUGCGUGCAGACUUUGAAGUUUCGUGUUUCGCUUACGAAGGCAUCGAUGCCGUACGCCGUGCACUGCAUGCCGGUUUAGCACUCAGCACAGAAGAUCUGCCAAUUAAGAUCAACCUAAUUGCACCGCCUCUGUACGUGCUCACUACCCAAACACUCGAAUGGAAUAAAGGCCUAGCUCGCUUGGAGCAGGUCUUGGAGACGAUCAAGGCCUCAAUCGAGGAGCAGGAAGGAUCAUUCAAACUCCAACAAAAGGUCAAACUGGAGGACGCAAAUAAGGAGGUCUCUGGAGACGAUGAUGAUGACGAGGAUGUGGACGAAGACGACGAUUCCGGGAGUGAAGGGAGGAACAAUCUCCAUCAAGAUUCAAGUCACCUUACGUGGUGUACCUGUUUUCUGCUUGUGUAA